This is a messenger RNA of Ostrea edulis (European flat oyster), 756 nucleotides long. RefSeq names its product alcohol sulfotransferase-like. Gene Ontology annotation, molecular function: sulfotransferase activity. Gene Ontology annotation, biological process: sulfation. The transcript has 5 exons. The record is from RefSeq and is a predicted model, not a curated record. The coding region runs from base 1 to 756 and encodes 251 amino acids. Gene Ontology annotation, cellular component: cytoplasm. NCBI's taxonomy places the organism in Eukaryota, Metazoa, Mollusca, Bivalvia, Ostreida, Ostreidae.
AUGUUACGUUUGAAUGGGUUAAAUCUACCCCCAUUUUUGCCCCUUAAAGCAGAUGCCUCAAAGCGUGUCUCAGAAAUUGAAAAUUUACUAUUGAGGAGAGAUGACAUUCUUAUAUGUUCCCUUCCAAAGUCAGGUAACCAAUGGCUGAACGAAAUUGUUCCGCGUCUCCUGCAUUCCACGCUAGACUCCUCCCAUAGAAUGACAAACACAUUUCUGGAGUUCAUGCCGGAUCUUCUGAAACUACAGUACAUGGCUUCCCCCAGAGUUAUGACAUCACAUCUUCCAUAUCGAUGUCUGCCGAAAGAAAACCCUGGGAAAAUCAUCCACAUCAUCCGGAACCCUAAAGACGUUGUAGUGUCUGCAUUUUAUCACUUUACCAAAGAUCCGGUGAUCAAGGAUUACAUAUGCCAUGAAUGGUGUGGAUUUCUGGACGAUUUCUUAUGUGGAGAUUAUGUGUACGGAAGUUGGUUUGAUCGAGAAAGAGAGUGGGAACAAGCGGCACUGGCAAACCCUGGGAACAUAUUGAUUGUAUAUUAUGAAGAACUGAAAACAAACGGAAUGGAAACAUUGAAGCGUAUCUCUAACUUCAUUGGUGUCUCACCCGACAUGAAUUUUCUGCAAGCUGUCUAUGACAUUUGCACAAUUGAGGAAGUAAAGAAGAGACGAAAUGACCCUGAAGAGCCGUGGACGAUUGGAAAUCACACUUUACUGUCGCCCAGAAUGAGAAGUUCGUUCACAUUUUUAACGAAAGGAUGA